AUGGGACCGGGCCGGCUCGUGAAGUUGUGCCGGAGGGGCGCUUCUUCUUACGUGGAAAGCGUACGCCUGCUCGAUCACUGGCAAUUGCAUGAUGAUGCGUUAUCUGGUGAAUUUCCACGUGGUGCCUUCGUUCUGAUGGUGGACAAAAGACCUUUGGUCAAGAAAACGGGUUCCGACGUGCAGCUGGUCAUGCAUUCGUUCCGAGACCUCCGAAACAACCUUUCGAAGUAUGGGCUGAACUUUUCGAUUGAAAAUUCUUGUUUGGUCGAUACGGUACAGCCGUUGAAUCUUGACGAAAACUCUGGUUUACAGGUGGCCUUGUUCGGCACAUCCCUCGAAACGGUCACGCCGCCCGAAGAUUUGCCGGUGCCACCGGAUGAGAUGCACACCCUGUCGCAAUUCAAUCUGACCUAUAAGCGCUGUCCGAAGUGUUGCACCAAUCUGAAGAAGCGGAUUAGCAAGUCGGCCGCUGAAUGCACGUAUUGCAGGAAGGUCUAUUAUCCAGCGUAUUCUCCCGUUUCAAUCUGCCUGGUUUCGGACCCUUCUAACGAGCAUGCGUUGUUGGUUCGACAUCGUGGUUCGGCCAAUGGUGUCUACACUUGCGUGGCAGGAUUCGCGACGACAGGCGAACCCUUGCACGAGACUUGUCGCAGGGAGAUCGCUGAAGAGGUCGGACUUGAGGCGACGGAUAUAAAGCAGUUGGGACUUUCACAACCAUGGCCAAUGCCUGAUAGCUCGCUCAUGAUCGGCUUCCGAGCCACCGCUGAUAGAUCAGAAAAGAUUACGGUAGCUUUGGAUGAGCUCGAAUCAGCGGAAUGGUACACGCGAGAUGAGAUCAUGCAGGCAUACCAGCGAACCAUCGAAGACCCAUUCCUGAAGGGCUUGACCAAAGAUCCAGACAGCCGCCAGAUUUUACGAUAUAUCCCCCCAGCCGGGGCCAUUGCACACACACUGAUCAAAAAGUGGUUAUUCAAGGAAAUU
Messenger RNA from Mesorhabditis spiculigera, 981 nucleotides. The record is from the annotation of a GenBank genome assembly. Lineage: Eukaryota; Metazoa; Nematoda; Chromadorea; Rhabditida; Rhabditidae.